AUGGAACGAGCCGGAGUCUCCGGAAAGUGCUUGGCGUUCUUCCGUGCGCUCUAUGCAGACUCGUGGAUGCGCAUCCGACUGGGCGACCGCUCAAGAACCCCUUCCAGAAGAAUCCGCCGUGGACUGCGGCAGGGCGACCCCGCAUCCCCGCUCCUUUUCAACAUCUUCAUCAACGAUCUGCUUAACAACUGCAGACAAUACGGGCUUGAGGUGCCGUGGAUAGACUGUGGAGAUGCCCGGUGA
This is a messenger RNA of Cyanidioschyzon merolae strain 10D, 243 nucleotides long. Its product is annotated as retroelement, dead. Lineage: Eukaryota; Rhodophyta; Bangiophyceae; Cyanidiales; Cyanidiaceae. The coding region runs from base 1 to 243 and encodes 80 amino acids. The record is from RefSeq and is a predicted model, not a curated record. The transcript has a single exon.